Prosopis cineraria is the source of this 1206-nucleotide messenger RNA. Its product is annotated as probable disease resistance protein At1g15890. The record is from RefSeq and is a predicted model, not a curated record. NCBI's taxonomy places the organism in Eukaryota, Viridiplantae, Streptophyta, Magnoliopsida, Fabales, Fabaceae. The transcript is spliced from 4 exons. Gene Ontology annotation, molecular function: ADP binding. The coding region runs from base 1 to 1206 and encodes 401 amino acids.
AUGGUUGUCCAUAUUAUUCCUGAUCUGUUGAGUGCGAAAACUCAUGAGCUGAUUCUCAAGAACAAGGUUGAGGAGCUCGACAGGGAGAUGGGACUUACCCUUACACAAAAAGAAUCUGGAAGGCAUGUUAGAAUGUUGACCCAUGAGAUUAGGAGCACUCUUGACCAGUAUACCAUUUUGAAGACUACACUUGUUGAAUUGGGAAGGACUCUGAGCUUGGAAGGAUGCGUGCCAUCAAAAAGUGGUAUUAUAAGAUAUCCAACAUGUCUAAGAUAUGUUGAAGAUCUUGUCAAAGGAAAAGAGAUUCUUCUAGCACAGAGAGAAAGCAUACAUGAUCAUGUCACAAAAGCCAAACAAGAAGCUCAAAAGAUUGAUAUUCUUGUUACGAAGUGGUUGGAUGAGGCAAACACUCUUGUAGUUGAUGCAGUGUUGUUGGAAGAGAAGGCCAAGGCAAACAAGAGUUGCACCAAAUCAUCAUAUGGAGAACUUCUGAAGGCAUUGAAAGAUGAUGAUGUUUCAAUGAUUGGAUUGUAUGGAAUGGGUGGUUGUGGCAAAACCACCUUAGCAAAACAAGUCAGUAAAGCGACAAAGGAUCUUUUCAAUAGAAUUGUCUUUGUUGUUAUAUCUAGUUCUGUUGAUGUUUCAAGAUUCUCUUGCAAGUCAACUAGGUCUGUUAACUUGCAUCUAUUGAAUGAAGAAGAGGCAUGGAGAUUGUUCCAAUAUCAUGCCAAGAUUACUAAUCUAACCCUUGAAAGAAUGAGAGAUUUAGCAAAGCAAAUCACAUACAAGUGCAAAGGAUUGGCUAUUGCAAUAGCAAAAGUCGCCUGCACUUUGAAGGAUAAAGGUAUUAUUGAAUUGGAAGAAGCUUUAAAAACAUUAAGAGAUUCUGAUUGGAUGAAUAUCAUAGAAGGUCUUCGAGAUCCAUACAAGUGCUUGAUGUUAAGUUAUCAAAACUUAAAUGAUGAAUAUGCCAAGUUGGUUUUUUUGCUGUGUGCUGUAUUUCCAGAAGAUUCUGAAAUUUAUGAAGAACAUUUAGCAAGAUAUGGGAUUGGGUUAGGCUUUUUCAAGAGCCUGAAUUCGUUUAGAAGAGCAAGGAAACCAUUUCAUAUUUCUAAAGAAAAGGUCAUUGAUUCUUGCUUAUUGAUGAGAGUAGAUAAUGGGAAUUGUGUGAAGAUGCAUUACUUGGUCCGUGUUGUAGCCUUAUAG